Aspergillus nidulans FGSC A4 is the source of this 1434-nucleotide messenger RNA. RefSeq names its product Zn(II)2Cys6 transcription factor domain-containing protein. Gene Ontology annotation, cellular component: nucleus. NCBI's taxonomy places the organism in Eukaryota, Fungi, Ascomycota, Eurotiomycetes, Eurotiales, Aspergillaceae. The record is from RefSeq and is a predicted model, not a curated record. The transcript has 3 exons. Gene Ontology annotation, molecular function: DNA binding; zinc ion binding; DNA-binding transcription factor activity, RNA polymerase II-specific. Bases 1 to 1434 code for a protein of 477 amino acids. Gene Ontology annotation, biological process: DNA-templated transcription; regulation of DNA-templated transcription.
AUGGGCUGGAGUGACGAGCUGUCUGAACGGUUUGCCCCCUCUUUUCUGACAGGUGCAUUCCUGAUCUUGCUAAUCAUCACCCAGAUGGAGUCCCACGGUUCCACCACUCUACCGGCCUCUAACACCACAGAGGGCAAGCGGCUCCGAAGAGCCUGCAACGGCUGUCAUCGGAUGAAAUUGCGUUGUUCAGGGACGAAACCCUGCGCGCACUGUCAGGAUACAGGGAACGACUGUGCGUACGCGUUCGUAGCAAAGCUGGGGAAACCGCGGGGGAGCCGCAACAAAAAGACCAUCGAGCGCGAGAGGGAGAGGCAGAGGCAAGUGAGCGCAGCCGCCUCAGAGCAAGGUGAGGGCAAUGGUGAGGCCGAGCCCGAUACGCGGUCAUCCUCGCCGGCAUCAACCCCGCCGCCGCCCUCAACCGUACAAAGAAAGCUCACAGACAGCGGUAACUACAGUGGUAAUUCGUGUGUAUCAAAUUCCGGGCCUGACACAGUGGACGGGAUGGACUGGACGGCGCUUGUACAUGCCGCCGUGACAACGCCAGCGUCACUGCCGAUAGACCCAGCGCUGGGCUGGAUGGACGAGAUGGACGGGCUGGAUGGGGAGAGUUGCUUGCAGAGCACGAUGUGCGAUCUAUCAGCUUUCCAGCUGUCUUGGCGCUGCUUGAUGCUGAUUGCUUCUUUUGUCUCGCGGGCAGAGGAUCUCCAGUCCCACUGGCCGAUGCCAGUCAGAAUUGAGGAGCUAGCCCUGGAGCAGGGCUCUACUGCGUCAGCAAAUCCAGCAAAACCAGCCCCAGUGGCAGAGAGCCCAUCAGGGGCCCGGAGAAGUCCGACAAUGAGUACUGGACAGGCAUUCUGCGACUGCCUUCGGACACUUUUUGAGUCUCUCUGCAGUCUCCGCGCCCCAAACACCAGAGGCCGCACCCAGAUCCAGUCUCCUCCAACAACACCACCCCCGGGCCCAAGCGGAAACAACGCCUUCCUCCUCACGCUGAACGCGUUCAGUACCCUGCAAAAAGUGCAAAAAUGCCAGCUUCCAUCAUGUCACUCAGACUAUGAGACGACCGAGCUCGUCAUUCUCACAGUAGACCACGUCUUCCGACGCUUGCAGCGCCUCCUCUGCGAGAGAACAGGCGCAGAGGCGGGGUUUACCGACCUGCAACUGCAUCUUGGCGGGCAGACAGUAUCGGAGUCCGAGCCGCUGUCCCUAGUCCGACAGGCGCUGCUGGGGUUGGUGCGUGAACGGGCGCAGCAGGCCGUGCUUGAGACAAGGCGGCGUAUGGGAAUGCUAGGCACGAAUCUGAAUACGAACGCCGGUGCCGAUCUAGAGGAGGCGCUGAAUGGUAACACGGAAAAAAUGUACGUUGUGAAACUGCGCAUGGCUGGGAUGAGGUUGGACACGAUGUUGCAGCAGAUUGAGUGGCGCUUGCAUUAG